GGUUUGGGAGGGAGAAAAAGGGGGCUCGGUAUGCUGGGAGUUAACUCUGUGCAUGCAGGAGAGAUUCACAUCUCGGUGACUCUUUGCUGCCCUGCAUCCCAGUGUCCUGGCCCCACUGCUGCUCCCUGGGAGCACUCUGCACCUGUGCUUUCCUCUUUGUUCCCACUCCCAAGGACCCAAAUUUAUACUGCAAAAAGGGCUCUGAGGUGCUGGGAACUGUUAGGUGCUGGAUUUUCAUUCUUGGUGGCUGCUUCCCACCAGCAUCUGAAUAGAGAGCACGACAAGGCCUCUGUCUUAAUCCCAGUGCAAACACAGCUGCCUUUCCUAGGACUUGCUAGAAGCCAGCAAACUACAAAGGCAUUAGGUGCUCAGCUCCCAUUACUCUCCCUCAGAACUGAGUUUUACUCCCCAAAUACCUCCAUGGGGCCAAGCCAGGGGUGUUUCACAUCCAGGCUUUAAGGCACAGCUGGGCAAAUGCCCAAAUCUUCCCUUGUUAAAAGGCAGUUAAAGGCUGUUAGAUAUCUGCGAGAGAGAGAACAUCUCAUCUUCCCUACCUGGGAAGCCAGAAUUAAAGCCUGACAUGGGCAAUGCUGGGUAUAAAGAGUGGCUCCAUAUCCCUGGGAGCCAAACUCCUCUUCAUGCGUGUUUUUCCUGGUGACCCCCGAAUGUAGGAGGUAGCAUGGCAGCACAUGCUUUAGUUUUGUUCCUCUCAGUUUUAAUGAGCCAGGGAGCAGAUCUAAUGCUGUGUUUAUUGUGUUGGAAGGAGAGCGUGAUGCUCGGAGAGCACGCAGCCUGUGUUAGAACAGGGAAGGGAAGGGGAGCCAAAGGACACGCUGUGAGAAUUGGCUUUGUGUGAUUCGAGCCCUGUGCAGAAGCGAUGCCCAACCUUCCCUGAUGCCAAAAACUUUGCAGGAGGUGGCAUGGUGUCUUUCAGCAGCCAUUGAGUUCAUCCCCAAACCAAGGAAGCCUUGUAGCCAGAUGAACCUGCUCCCAUACCAUCCAACAGCCUCAGUAUUUCUGCUCCCCUCUGACUGGGCUGACCCUCCAGACCCUGCAUUGCCCUGAAGAGUGCUUUCCAAAGCUGGUGCUGUUUGAACCCCGCAGACAGGACAGUGAUUGCAAAAAGAACAAACACACCACACUGCCUUAUGCAGACACGCAGCAGAUACCAGCAUCUGUAUGCCAGUUUGCUGGGGGACUGGUCAGUGCUGGGGAAACAACUCUCUCAUGUAGGUUUUAUUUUUAUCAGGCCUCUUGCAGCAGCCCUUCCUGGGGCAGCUUCCUGAAGAUUCCUGCCUGAGAGCCUUCUCUGAGCUAUAAGGUGUGGAAGUGGGGAAUAGCUGCAGCUGGGCAAGGGGACAAGUAGGUUGUGCUGUCUGAUCCUGCUUUCCUCAUCAAGCCCCAGAGCUUUUCAUGUUUGGCUAAGAUAAAAUGGUUGUAAAGUUUUGGGCAGGGUCUGAUGGGAAUUUGGCUGGGAAGGGCCAGGAGUUGGUAUUUCCUGGGAAUAGAAAGCAAUUUCUCACCCUGCAAAAGGUAGGAAGGUCUCUCAUCCUGCAGGAAGUCUGAUACGCUGGGUUCAGCAGCUACAUCUGCAGUGAAGGUGGCUUGUUACCUUUUCCCCACACAGGAAAGCAUUGGCCGCACAACCCACAUCCUUUAACAGCUCUGUGCUGAGGUGGAAGUCACCAUUCAGUAUCAGUAUCUAAGAUGGCUCAGGGCCUGUUUUUGAGGAGGUGAAUGAGGGGUUCAGUGUCUGCAGUCCUUCCCCAUGCAGUGGAAAGAGCUUCCUACCCCUGCAGCUCUGCAGCCAUUCCCACCAGCAUGGAGAGCCCAGCUGGCUCCUUCAGAUCCCACUUGCCUUCCUCUUCCCCCUGCUUUCCUACUGCUUUGUGAGUUAGCAUCCCCAACGCACUGAGGCUGCAGGGCAGAAAUGUUCUCAGUGUUCCUGUGGUGCUGAUGGCCAUCACCAAGUCCUAUGUGUUGCCACCUUGUGGAGCUGUUUCUGCAGCUGGGAGAUGCUGCAGGCCGCCCUGUCUCUGAAAUGGAUGUCAUGCUGGAAUGGUUGUGUUAUGGGACCAUAUACAUCAGCCAUGUGCACGAGCCAUGGCUGAGCAUGGGUGCUGGUAUCUGUGCUCGUUUUCAUAGUGGAACUUAAUUUGCUGAGAGUCACUUGGAGCAUCAUCCAGCUGGACUUGAUGCUGCUUUCUCCCCAGAAUGUCCCAUUUGAUGGUGGCUCAGCUCCAGCUGAGUCUCAGCCCCUUGGGCAGCUCCUGGCAGCUCUCUCAUGAUGCAUGUGCAUGGAGACGUGCUGAAAAUCUGGGAGCUGCACAUGAUGUCCAUAGGUCCCAUCCCAUUCCGUGUCAUACAGAGGGACAGCCCAGCCACAAGUCCUCUUGUCACCACGUUGCUCACAGCUUAUCCUUCUCUGGGGAAGUGCUGCUUGACAAGCAUCUCCUGGCUAUUCUCCCAGUCCUUCUGCAGAGGGACAUCGUCCAGGGCUGGGGCUGUCCCAUGGAGCUGCUCAUGGGGCAGCUCCCUCAUUUCUGAGUGGAGAUUUGCAGUCUCAUUGCUGAUGUGAAACCUGAUCCAGCCUUGCUCUGCGCCAGAUGUUGCUCUACUGUCGUGAAUUGCUGACCUCUGGGGAAGGAGGGCAAUGUUGACAUGAGGUUCAAAGGUGCUGUUUGUUUGGAGCUGCUGGAUGUGGGUAUCUCUGGGGCUCAGAGCACUUCCUUCAAGGCAGGGACCUGGGAAAUUAGCACAAACUAAUUGGAGAUCAGAAGCUCCUCAGCAGUUCCCCAUCCCUGAUCAUGUCAUGGUUCUUUACAAGUGUGUGGCUCUGCCCUUCCCCUGGCCCUGGGGAGUGGAUUUGCACGAUCAUGUUUCUCUUUAGCAUGGGAAGGUGGCAAGUUGCAUCCUGCAAACAUCUGCAGAGCUGGGCCGUUCCUUUUGGCUGGGCUGCUGUGGUAGUGUAUUCGCAGCUGGGUCCUUUCCAAGUUUACUCCUGGCAGCACUGAACAGAUUGAUUUCCCUUUAGCUUAAUAGGGCCGGCACAUGCAGGCACUGUGAGGCUGAAGGAAGGCUGGCCUGGCUUGGGGGUGGGGGGAGCUUUGCUUCAGUUGCCUAUGAAUAGCUGCUGCUGGGUGGAUGCUGGCGCAAGAAUCCUGUUGGUCUCCCCACAAAAAGAAAGAGAUGUCUCCAGAACACCCAUUUGCAAGGUUUGCCUGGCAGUGGGUAGGCAGAUCCUCCAGCCUCUCAGACAGGUUGCUGCCAGUGCUGAUGGACCAGUUGUGUCUCAGUGCUGCAGUGAUGCUGGAAAUGUUGCAUCCUUUCCUGGCUCUUUGGUUGCCUCAGGCAAUGCCCACAUCUAAAAGCGCAGAGGUAGGCGCAGGGAGCUUCUUAUCACAGAAGUUCUACCCAGGAGAUGCCUCUCCCUGGCCUUCAGCAGCCUGUAAUGUGCUCCUCUCCUGCUCUGUGAACUUAUGCAUCUCUUCUGCAUGUGCAUCUUUCUCCAUACCUUGUGGCAGUGACUUUCACAGUUCUGUGUGCCACCGUCAUUUCAAAUGGCACUCGCAGGACACAGGCACUGAGCAGAGCAGUGGCCGUGUCCAAGAUGCUGCCAUGGAAGCAUUUGCUGAGUGUGCAUUUUUUCCGAUAUCUGCUCAUAGAUCUUUUCAUCAAUUCCAGAUGCACAGAGCUGACAGGCCGUGUUGAAACACAUUCAGCAGGAAAGCUGCUGAGCCAUGUGACCUUAGAGGGCUGCAUUAUUUUUCCUUGUGUGCAUAUCAGAAACCUGUGUGCAGAGGGCACAAACCAUGUCUGCCCAAUCCAGACCAAUCUGCAGGCAGGUUUUGAGCAAGUCCAGCCUGGCCCUGGACACCCUGCACCCUAUGCCCUGCACGUUGUGGCAGGGAUCUGUCUCUGCCUUGGCACUGCCAACAUGUGCCUUGCUGCUCCGAUUCCUGCUGAGCAGUGGUCUGGAAAAGGGCUUUAUUGACAAGGAAUGGCAAAGCUGGCAGUUUGGGCUUGCAUCAGACAUGCACACAGCAAGCUGGGGCCAGGAGACAAGCAGGCAUAAUGAAUGGGGAAGGGAAACUGCUCUUGGAAAGCUUCUAGCUCGGCGUGUAGGAGAAGUUAACCAUUUGAAACAAGGCAGUUGCAUGGUACUUCUGCACAAAGGCCAUGUUCCUCCUGGAUGCUGAUAAUUUUGUGUUUCCUAUCAAGAUGUCAGUUGCAUUCCUUGUAAUAGCAGAGAGCUAGGCAUGUUGCCCCGGGAAGUCCACCCCCUGCUUCAAAUGCCUGCAAUCCUCCUGUUGCACCUGGCUGACAUCUGCCUCGGCCUGCUGCCAGGUGACCUCCUGUAGCCACCAAGGAGACACAUGGUUUGGGAGGGACCUCUGAUCAGGACAGAGUGUCCAGACCAGCCACUGUUGGCUCUGGUCCUGCUCUGAGCCCUGCUGAUGACACUGCAGCAUUUGGCAGGUUACUUGAAGCAGCUGGAUUGUUUCUUUUCCUCUCUGCAUGAUCUAUUGUGAGCUAAUCCUAUAGCUAUCACCUUUUUUCUUUUACUUGAUUAGCAUUUCUCUGGCUGCUCCUUGACUCAAGUUGGCUAAAUUGAAAUAAGGAAGCCUUCCUUGAAGAUCAUAGCUUGAGACAUCCCUGUCUCCAAAGAGAAGAGAGCCACGCAGCCAAGUGCCAGUUAUGCCAGCUCCAGUCCCUGGGUGCAGCUGGUGAACAUGGUGAUGGUCCAAGCUGCAGAAGACGGGGCUAUGAGGACAGCCUGGCAGGGGAAGGCCGGUCGCAGCCCACUCCAGGCCCUGUAUGAGAGCGAUCAGUUUGAACAGUCGUCACUGCAGGCGGUUCACCAGCAGCGACGGGAGCUGUUGAGCAACGUCUGCAACCGUUACACCCGCAAGCGGCGGCUGCUGCGGCCGGAUGACUUGCGGCACUUGGUGGUGGAUGACACGCACGGGCUGCUCUACUGCUACGUGCCCAAAGUGGCUUGCACAAACUGGAAGCGGGUGAUGAUGGUCCUGACGGGGCAAGGCAAGUACCGCGAUCCUCUGGAAAUCCCUGCCAACGAGGCCCACGUGUCGUCCAACCUGCACACUCUCUCUGAAUACAGCAUCCCCGAGAUCAACCACCGCCUGCGCAGCUACCUCAAGUUCAUCUUUGUGCGGGAGCCAUUCGAGCGCCUGGUCUCGGCCUACCGCAACAAGUUCACCCGCAGCUACAACACUGCCUUCCACAAGCGCUACGGGACCAAGAUCAUCCGGCGGCACCGGCAGGAGCCCAGCGACAAGGCGCUGGAGCGCGGGGAUGACGUGCGCUUCGAGGAGUUCGUCUACUACCUGCUGGAUCCGCGGACUCAGCGGGAGGAGCCCUUCAACGAGCACUGGGAGCGCGUGCACUCGCUCUGCCACCCCUGUAUCGUCCACUACGACGUGGUGGGCAAGUAUGAGACCUUGGCCGAAGAUGCCAACUACAUCCUCCAGCUGGUGGGUGCCGACACGACUGUCAAGUUCCCGUCCUCGUCCAAGACCACCAGAACCACGGACGACAUGACGGCCCAGUUCUUCCAGGACAUUAGCCCCUUCUACCAAAGAAGACUCUUUAAUUUAUACAAAAUGGACUACUUGCUCUUCAACUACUCCAUCCCUUCUUACCUCCGCAUCCGAUGAGGCAGUUGCUGGGAAGAGAGGUGGGGAGAGCUGCGUACUUCUCAUCUUGCCACAACUCCUCCCACCCCGUGCUCAUCUCUCGGUUCUCCCCAUGCCCUCUCCAUUACAUUGUGUUCUGUGUGCCUCAUUCAGGCACAGUUUGGAGGGAGAAUACCCCGCAGAACACUGGGGCUGGAGUUUCUCCUUCCCUUUCUCUCCCAGCCCCUGACUUUGGCACUUGUCAGUGGGUACAGGAAGCUACUGCCUUGGAGGGCUUGCCUUGCCUGGAGUUUUUCUUAUGAUAAGAGAUUCCUCUGUAGAUUCAAGUCUUGGGAAGGGUCCUUUUUCUGGCAGGAUCCUUUUGGGUGUUUCUCCUCCUCACUGGGCUGUUUGGGGUCAGCCUGGGGAGCAGGAUGGAGCUUGUCAGAGAUUUACCUAGGACCAGAAAUAAAGCAAUAAUGUAAAUUUUUCUUGUUCAUUUCAAAUUGCUCCCACCUUCUUCCUGCCUUCUCGUCCCUCCAUCCUGGCUUCCUGAGCCAUCUCCAUUGCUGUGGAGGGUGGCGACGUAAGCUGCAUUUUGUUCUGACAGAGCCUGGAGGGCUUUUUGUUCCUCUUCUUCCAUGUGCUCUCAGCUGGGAUGCAAAGUGCUGUGAAUGGGGAGAAAGAAGCAGAUGUGCAGCUAGUAUGAGUGACAGAGAUAGAGCGAUUUCUCCUGAACGACAGCAGCAGAACCAUCGAUCUGUGCGUAUGUGCAUCUGGAUUUCUUGUCAAGUCCAAUAAAUCCAGGUUCAGUUUUUUUGUUUUUUCUUAAUUAUGUAAAAACAGGUAUUGAUUGUUUUGCAAAGCCAUAUAUCCAGAACAGGUGCAGGUACACCCACUUGGCACGAAGGGAUGGAGGAAGAGCGUCCUGCAGAGAAGGUGAUGUUGCAUUGGGAAGGCUGGAGGGGGGGGAGAGAGAGAGAGAGAGUGUGUGUGUGUGUGUGUGAGAGAGAGAGAGAGAGAGAAAGAUUAUUUACGUAUGUGCAUCAGAAAAAAAUAGAGAAUUAAAAAUGGGGACAGAGACACCUAGAGGAAAAUUCCCCUUUGCUUGACUGGCUUCGGACAAUUCACUCCUUGAAGAAGAAACAGGAGGAGGGGGAAAUAAAAAAGAAAAUGACAAACCCGGUCCUGGGGUUUUAAGUUCAAACCAGUCCUAGGAGCUUUAUUUUUUUAAAUCCAUAUUUAAGAACUUUUUCUGUUCAGCCCUGGCUAGGUGGCUGCCUUAGUAAAUAAACGCAGCGGUAAUAGAAUUUGCUGUAGUGUGUCUGCUGGCCCAGCUGCGAGCACUUGACUUAUUAGUGCAAUACAAUGGAGGUUUUAUAAAACCCCAGUGUGCUCAGACUGUUUUAAAAAAUAAUGUUUUCAUCUAACAACUUUUGGCUGUUACAUCUUAACCUUUUUUGCUCUCUGAUUCUGAUCUGAACCUUUCUCCUGACAUUCCCCCCUUGGUUAUGCAGUUUGGAGAAUGGGUUUAGCAAGCAUUGAAAAAGAAAAGGAAAUAGAAUCGUUGGUGAUGCUGGCAGCCUGAGUGGUUCUCCUAGAGCUGGAGCUCUUGCAGAAAUGGCCUUUCUGGAGAUGAAUCUCAGAGCACAGAAACAGCUGAUGGGAUGCUGCAAGUGUCAGCAUUUGGACUCUGAGUGUAUUCCUUCUGUGUUCUUGGGAGUCUUGCAAUCCCUGGUAGUGCUGCCUGCUGUUGAAAAGAAAUCAUAGUUCCAGUCACCACAAGCUCUUGGUCAUUUGGGGUCAGUCAGCAUCACAAAGGAAUGGAGUUUUGGAUGGAUUUGUGCUCUUGAUUACCGUGUUCUGCAGGUGGCUGGUGGCACAUUGAGUGGCAGGGACAAAUAAAGCCUCGCUCCUGUGGGUGUGCAUGCUGCUGGCUGGGAGAGCUCUGCUGUGACAGCAGGGAGCCAGCAGCCAGGCUUUGUCCAUGUGAUGGUGACUGGUGCUGGCUGGGGUGUUCCUUCCCUCUGCAUCGUGUCCCCAGCAUCCCCAGCAAGUCCCUGCCUUGUCCAGUAGGGCCGCGGCCUACCUGUUGCAUUCUGUGAUAUGCUGUCUUUGGGCCUGUGUGUUCGGAUAUACCUACUUUGGGGCUUUUUCUGCAGUUAAAAUCCAGUGCAUUUAGGUAACGGCCUUCCUUAUGUCUAAACAUCACUCCCCAAAGCACAGCAUGACAGUGACAGAAAAUGGCAGCAUGGAGCGGGUGGUGAUGGAGCGAGGAGGACACCGUGUGACAGGAGGGGAUAACUGCAGGUGUGACGCCUGCAGGAAUUUGUGUUGGAAUCCAGUUCUCCCAGCGGCUUCUAUUUUUAAUUAUCUGUUCUCCUGCACCCCUUCUUCUUGCCAGAUAAGAAAUUAUCAGGGUGAUUGGAUGAGAGGUCAUGGCCUUAAGCUGCCCCAGAGCAGGCUCAGGUUGGAUAUUUGGAACAUUUUCUUCUCUGAAAGAGUGGUGAUGCAGUGGCACAGGCUGUGCAGGGAG
Molecule: messenger RNA, 8172 nt
Organism: Phasianus colchicus (ring-necked pheasant)
Lineage: Eukaryota; Metazoa; Chordata; Aves; Galliformes; Phasianidae
Source: RefSeq, a predicted model, not a curated record